GCUUCCCCAGGGAAGCAGAGCUCCUGCUGACUCAGUAACGCAACAAAAGGGAACUGUAAUUGCUGUAGUGAUGGAAAGAGUAGCACUCCAUGGAUGUCUAUUGUUGUACCUACCUCUUUUCUUCUGCAUGUUAGGAUAUGUGUACCAAAAAAAAUGUUGGUUAGGUUUCAACAGAUACCGACUUGACAGCUUCUUUCAUUUCAGAGUGUUUUAAACUGUGGGUUUCAGUAGGUACUGUCAAGACUAAUCUACAGUUUCCAGCUGCUCUGGGUUAGGCUGUUGUGACUGCCUUUGGCUGUUGAUGGAAUGGAAGAUGACGUGUUAUAUAUCUUAAAUAUAGGGUGAGGAUGUAAAAGUGUUUUUACCCAAAGGUUUUUUAAUGAGUCUGUGAACAUAAGGCUUUUUAAUGAGUCUGUGAAUCCCUUUAGGUUCCACUUAAGCUAGGUCAGUGGCUGCUUCAUCUGUGUUUUAGGUAUCUGUGGAGUUGCAGAUUUAUUUUUCUUGUUGUUUCUUUGUAAACUAUGCAGUCAAGUAAAAUGGUACUUGGACUCAGUCCAUCUUGUGCUACAGAAUGGCUUGUAAUUAGUGUAGUAUGUCUUGCUAGUUGAGCCCUAGUGAAUGAUCUAUAAAACCUGAUACAACUGAUACUAAGCAGGCUAUCAUGUAUAGCAUCUAAGAGCACGUAUUUAGCACCCUGAAGUAUUUGCGUAAAGUGCUGAAGUAUUUGCUGACUUUGCUGUCUGUCAGAUUGCCUAGGGGCAAAGUGGCAGGCAUCUCCUUGAAAAGUAGGCUAUGGUCUUGCGAGGCUGUCCUGUGCGGGUCAUGUCUGGGGUGUGUCUGCAACCACUUUCCUGACAAAUGCCUGUCCCUAUGCCACAUGUCAGUAGACAGGUACAUUUUUCUCAUCUCUCUUUCCUAAUGUUGAUCCUUUAUUAGAGGUUAGGCAGUCAGCCAGCAGUAGGCAGCUCCUGCUUUCCCAAAUGCAUAAUUUGGGGCUGACCACCCGUCUCACAAUAAAUCAGUGUCACUGUAUUGAUCCAGCUGUAAUGUGCUACUGGGUGGUGUUUGUCCUCUCCUCCCAUCCCACAGAGCCUGUUGGCAGCAGAAGUGCCAUCAGGAAUGAGGUGUUUUCUGAGACUGGUGCUGGCGGCUGACUACUUGAAGGUGGCAGACUUCUGGGUCUUCUCAUCACAUGCCUCUCCCUAGAUAAAAGGAGGGGGAAAGAUAUCAGCUGAAGUAUCUCUGAUAAAGUUUGAGAAGUGCUGGCGGUCCUGAUGCAAAGAAGUGGCUUCAGUCUGAAAACAAACGAGUUGCUUGUUCGCUGUUUGUAGAGGGGGAGAAACUAAUGUAAAUGCAGACAACCAUGCAGAAUGCAGUUCAGGUGUGGUUUGGAGAUGACCUUCCCUUGAGUCCCCGAAGUCCUCUGACCCCCAGACAUGGGCCAGGUUUGGCAGAUGUGUGCCUGUAUGACCAAUGGAUAUCUGUGCGGCAUGAAGCAACUUUGGUGCCUAUGCAAGAAGACCUGUCGAUCUGGCUGUCUGGCUUGCUGGGAAUGGAAGUCAAAGCAGAACAACUGCUAGAAGAACUUGAUAAUGGGGUACUACUCUGCCAAUUGGUUGGUGUUCUUCAAAACACAAUUAAAAAAUGUUGUAGCUCGAGUAAUUUAAGGAAGUUUCCUAUGACAAAAGUUCCAUGUAAGAAGGAUGCUCCAUCAGGAUCUUUUUUUGCCAGAGAUAAUACAGCCAACUUUCUUAACUGGUGUAGGGCCAUUGGAGUUGAUGAGACUUAUCUCUUCGAAUCUGAAGGUUUAGUUUUGCACAAGGAUCCAAGACAAGUGUAUCUUUGUUUGUUGGAAAUUGGACGCAUUGUAUCCAGGUACGGAGUUGAACCUCCUGUACUGGUAAAACUAGAGGAAGAAAUUGAGCUAGAAGAAACGCUGCUAAUGACCUCUGGACCACCAUCACCUGUUAGCACAGCAAAGUCAUGUUGUCAACACGGGGAGCUACAUGAGGCAGUUAAGCACAUAGCAGAAGAUCCCCCCUGCAGUUGCUCCCAUCGAUUUUCAAUUGAAUACUUAUCGGAGGGACGUUAUAGACUGGGAGAUAAAAUACUCUUCAUACGAAUGCUACAUGGCAAGCAUGUGAUGGUACGUGUUGGUGGAGGCUGGGACACUCUUCAGGGUUUUCUGCUUAAGUAUGAUCCAUGCCGAGUGCUUCAGUUUGCAACUCUGGAACAAAAAAUCCUGGCAUUUCAAAAAGGGGUCACCAGUGACAGUGUCCCCAGCUCAUCAGCUAGAAUACAGGAGCCACCUGUUAUGAAUCCCAUGUCAGCUGUCAAUAUGUUUCAAAAGCAGCCAUCAAAACCCUCUACUCCUGUUUCAGCUCUUGGGGCUAGUGCCAAGAAGGCUUUACCAAAACGUCCUCAGUCCCCUGCUCUGGCAUCACCAAGAGUGCCCCCAUCCUCUGCAGCCAAGUCAUUAACAGUCAGGUCCAAGUUACAUGGGUCUUCAGUGACAGGAAUGCAGUCUCGUUUCAAACCAUUAGCUGGCACCUCAAAGAAACUGGAGUCUCCUGCACACAACUCACCAGCUUCUGCUCCUUUGCAGCCUGUAAGCAAAAGUUCUUCAUCUGCAGGAAUGAGAACUGCUCUUGUUCACUCUGAAACACUGCGCAAACGUAUUCGGUCCCCCGAUGCUCCCAAGGUGAAGUUUGCCCUUCCUGAGGGCUCCCCAGCGCCAGCACUGCAUCCUGCCCUCUUGUCCACCCAAAACCAGCCAUCUCCCUUGCCUGGGACAGCCAAAACACUGGCUUCAAAACAGAAGCGUGUCCCUGCUAAAUGCAAACCAGUAUCUGUCACUAAAACCAAAGCGAAUUCAGUUGCUCCGAAGGCUGCUCAGUCGCCUGUUACAAAUCUGCAUGCUGUUGCCAAGUUUGCACGUUCUCAGCAGCUCCUUGCAAAACCUCCUUCUGAAAAUGCUAUUCAGACCUCAGGAACUGGGUCUCAGCAUCCUCAGAAAGCUCAACAGACAGCUUCUGACCUGGCAAAGAACCUGAAAAGUGCUUCAGUCCUAAAACACUCAGCUUCUGCACCUUCCCUUGCAGUUGGCAAAGUGUCAAAGUCACCACCUACACUGGUAUCUACAAGCAAACAUGUAUCAUCAGCUGUCAAUAAGCAGCCAAAUGUCAGUAAACCCCCUCAGGUUGGACCCACUUCAUCCAAACCUCCUGAACGCACUCCUUUAUCUGUUGUACGGCUUCCUCAAACUUCAGCCAAAGCGGCAUUGACCAGAAAGCCAGCGCAACCUUCCACAAAAGCUCAGCCUUCCACCAAAAGCUUGCAAGCAAAGGAAAGCUUGGCCCCAGCAGCCAAGAAGCCUCUCCCUAAGGGAAAAUCAGCAACAGCGGGUAACAAGGGAACGCCUGGUGUAUCCAAAGGUCCUCUUACAAAGAGCAGGCAAGAUGAUAACUAUUUUGUUAUGACAGGGAGUAAAAAACCCAGAAAGUAAGCUAAUUCCUUAUUUUCUGUAGAAGUCUAAAUUUUGUUCAAAUGGGCCUCGUGUAUCUGCUGCACUGAGAACAAGGAGAAAAAGUUAAAUAAUACUACAUUUACUACAAAUAUUAGGUAUAACCUACAUUUUUCCGCAUAACUUAGAGUAAAAACUGCAUUUAUUUUGCGGUUUAGAAAUUUCUAUUUGCAUAUAUUUAGAAGUGAGCUUGCAUGCUGUGUGUCACCAUGGAACAGAGAAUGUCCCUGUGUGCUGCUAGCCUGACCUGCUGCGGGAAAGGCGGGAGAGAGGAAAGGGGAGCUGGGGCUGCUGCUUUUGCUGCUGCUCGUUUUCAAAGGAGCGAAGCCUGCAUGAGAAAUGUCUACCUGGGACAGAGCCUGAGCGAUACUGAUGGUUCUGGUAGAUCUACAUUGAGGCCUGUGGCAAGCAGUAGAGCUGUGCACAAACUGUAAAAUUUCUAAUACCUCAAACAAAACUAUAUUUUUUAGUUCACCAGUGUCCCAGAACCCAAGUUUGGGUCUUUUGCAUGUAUUAGGAGAAAGAGAUCUCUAGUAAUGUUUAGAUUUGAUAGCUGAUGUUGUCAGUGUUCACUGUGCCCUCCAUAUGCCUUAAAGUGAUGUCAGUUCAUGUGAAAAUGGAGCUGUCUUGGUUCAUGUUAAGUAGGACAUGGAAAAUCAUGGCCUUGAUUGCUCGCUCUUGUUGUGCCUUAGCAUCUCAAAUUCAUGACGGAUCUCUUCAGAGAGCAAUGCUGCUUUUAAAACCCUGGGCAGAUAACCUUGCUUAGUUCAUGUUCAAAUCUAAUUAUAAGUGAGCCCAGUCUUCCUCAGAAAGCUCUUGACACAUGAAGACAAGCGCCUUAGUUGGUGGGUGGACACAUGCCCCUGGGAUGGAGCCCCAAAGCGGCUCCUGCUCCAGUAGUACAGAACUGUAAGCGCCAGCAGAGCCUUACUGUUCUACAGGAGUGGCCUUACAUGUAAAGCCGAACUGCUAAAUACUUCUUAGUGCUACAGGUUCAUUUUUGUGGGCAAUCUUAAUCUGCAGUGGCCUUUUUUGUUUUAUUUAUGGAAACAUUCUUACUGGCUCUCCUGUGUUACUUUCUGGAGGUAAGGAGUAGUUUCUUGAAGAGGUAAUGAAGGACUACGUUUGCCUUUAGACAUCUGAAAGUGCCAGAAAGCUAUGCACUGUCUAUGCUUUCAACUCCUGAGGCUUUCAGUGGGUUAAAAAUCUGUGGGGCUCAACACCUUUACCCUUAAUAGAAGUGAGUUUCACGGUAGAAGAAUAAACACUACUUUUGGGGUCUUUGGGCCUUACUUGAGAUAUUUUGGGUAUGAUGAACAGUUAUUUCUACAAACACCGAGGAGCUCUCAGGUUCUGUGAAGAGACUUAGCUGACUUCCACAGACAAUCACUUCUGCUAUCAAGACAUUUACUUAUGGGCAGGAGAAGAGAUGCAUGGAAACUGCAGCUUGUGAUGUUGCAUAUUUAAUUUUUUUUCCUCUGGAACUAGAGUAAACAACCAUCAUAAACUAAUAACGGAUUUUCUUGAGCAGUGGCAAAGUCAUUGAGCUGCCUUUCUGAGCACCUUGUUAGCUUUUUAAUUUAUUAUUCUAUUUAUGCAUAUCUACUGUAUAAUACUGCUUACAACCUGCUGGGAGUAAGCAGUAAAUAACAAUAUCCAAACUGUAGGAGGAAAACAGGUCAUUUUUUUAUAACAUGGACACUAGCUCCACAAGCUUAUGUAUGAAGUUGUAUGUUUGGACAAUGCCUUACUGCUUACUUGUUUUAUGAAUACACUGGUCAAAGCCAUGACUGCAAGUAUUAAGAAUAGUAUUAAUUGUAGUGGACUGCUUUCAGGUUUGAUAAAUUUGGAACUGUUCCAUAUGCUGAAAGCAUUUUACAGUAGAUUACUUGCUUUUGAUUUGGGGCUUUUAUAUAGUGAGCUAUGAUGUGACAUAUGCAGAUUACAGCUGAAUUCUGGGGGUUUCUUGCUGUAUUGAGUCUGGAAGAAAUGGAGUUAGCGUUCUUCACAGCAUCCUGUGUGGUGCUGUGUUUCGGAUUUGUGACUAAGCCAGUGAUGAUAGCACAGCAGUGUUUCUGCUGUGGCUGAGCAGUGCUUGCACAGAGUCAAGGCUUUUAUCUUUUUCCUGCUUUGCCCUCACAGGAAGUAGGCUGGGACUGGGCAAGAGUUUGGGAAGGACACAGCUGGGACAGCCAACCCAAACUGGCCAAAGGGCUAUUUCAGAUCAGAUGGCAUCGUGCUCUUUAAUAAAAAUGGGGUAGAAGAGGAAGGUGUGGGGAGGCUUUGGUUUCCAAGGUGGCUGUUGUUUGCAGACUGUCUGGACAUCAGCCUGCCUGUGGGAGGUAGUGAGUGCUUGCCUUGGUAUCACUCGCUGGUUUAUUUUCCCCUCUUUCUUUCACUUAUUAAACUGCCUGUAUCUCAACCUGUGAGUUUUUCUGCUUUUGCCCUUCUUCUCUCACUUGUCCUGCUGGGGAUGGAGGGGAGAGUGAGUGAGCAGCUGUGUGUGUUUGGCUGCUGACCAACCCACAACACUUUUUGAACCCUUUACAAGUUUUUCAGUAGUAAUUUAAACACUGAGACUCUUGGAUCUUGGUAUAAUGGUAUCUCAGCAGCUACCUUUUUGAACUGUAAGUUCAGAGAAAAUGAGGUGGAUGGCUCCAUCUUUGUGAUCCAUUAUUUCAUGUAAUAGACUGAAUUUUAUGGUUCAAAAUGAAAUAAAAAGCGUAAGCUGGGAAACUGGCACUGGAAAGGGCAAAAUAAUUCCUUUUACAGUUGAAACCUUAAUCAGGUAAUCUAAAGAUGGUUCACUCACACAUGAGUAGGCUUGGUUUGGUUUUAUUACAAAAAAUAGUAUAUUUGAGAAUCGUCCAACUUCUGUGAAUAUUGCUCCAACUUUAUAAUCAUAUUCUAACUAUGGAUGUCAUGUAACAUGAGGUGAGCCAAGAAUUAAAAUGUAACAAAGUACCUCCUAAUGGAAAUGCAUAUUCUUUUUGCUAUGUUUACAUUGCCAAACAGCAAGUCCAAUCUUCAGCUUGCAUUACUUUUUGUGAGGGAAAGAUAUCUUGGAGUAAGAAUCUGAAUUCUCCCUGUGUUAUCAAUGUCAUUCUGUAUCAGUACUUAUUUAAAAUAAAUAUUACUGCACCUGUUUUACAUGCA
Messenger RNA from Columba livia (rock pigeon), 6679 nucleotides. It is a transcript of the gene GAS2L3, whose product is annotated as growth arrest specific 2 like 3. Bases 1352 to 3505 code for a protein of 717 amino acids. Gene Ontology annotation, cellular component: actin filament. The transcript is spliced from 11 exons. Lineage: Eukaryota; Metazoa; Chordata; Aves; Columbiformes; Columbidae. The record is from RefSeq and is a predicted model, not a curated record. Gene Ontology annotation, biological process: actin crosslink formation. Gene Ontology annotation, molecular function: cytoskeletal adaptor activity; actin filament binding; microtubule binding.